Salvia hispanica is the source of this 1529-nucleotide messenger RNA. Its product is annotated as Leucine-rich repeat (LRR) family protein. Lineage: Eukaryota; Viridiplantae; Streptophyta; Magnoliopsida; Lamiales; Lamiaceae. Gene Ontology annotation, molecular function: protein binding. The record is from RefSeq and is a predicted model, not a curated record.
CUCUACAACAAUAUGGCCAAAAAUUGGGUGGUGCUUCCAAUCCUCCCCCUCCUCCUCCUCUUCACACAGGGCAGCACGCAAAUCCACCCUACCGACCUCGCCGCCCUCCGCCAAAUCAAGAACUCCCUCACCGCCGCCCAAUUCUUCUCCACCUGGGACUUCUCCUCCCCCGACCCCUGCUCCUCCUUCGCCGGCCUCACCUGCUCCGGCUCCCGCGUCACCAUCCUCACCCUCGGCACCGGCCUCUCCGACUCCCCCGGCCUCGCCGGCUCCCUCUCCCCCGCCAUCUCCCGCCUCUCCGCCCUCACCCAGCUCAUCCUCUUCGCCGGCAUUGUCACCGGCCCCAUCCCGCCGGACCUCGCCUCCCUCCGCCGCCUCAGGGUCAUCUCCCUCACCAACAACCGCCUCACCGGCCCCAUCCCGCCGGACCUCCUCCGUCUCCCGGACCUCCACACCCUCGACCUCAGCCGGAACCGCCUCUCCGGCGCCGUUCCGGCGCCGGCGCCCCGCCUCAAGAUCCUCGUCCUCGCCGGAAACCGCCUCUCCGGCGAAUUUCCCGGCGACCUCCCGCCGGAGCUCAUCCACCUCGACCUCAGCGGAAACUUACUCUUCGGCGAACUUCCGGCGACUUUGCCGCCGGCGCUCCGGUACCUGUCGGCGGCGAGCAAUCGCCUGUGGGGGCCGCUCCGCGGGUCCCUGGACCCGCUGAGCGACCUCGCCUACGUGGACUUGAGCAUGAACCAAUUCAGUGGGCCCGUCCCGGGCUCGCUGCUCCGCCCUGGCGUGGCGACGCUCCUCCUCCAACGGAACAAUCUCUCCGGCGGGAUUCCGGCGUCGGCGCCGUGGCCGGCGGUGGAGGGGUCGACGGUGGACCUGAGCCACAACUUUUUGUCCGGGGAGGUGGGGGCGGCGCUGGCCGGGGUGGAGACGCUUUUCUUGAACAACAACCGGCUGAGCGGCGGCGUGGCGACGGAGUACGUGGAGAGCGUGGUGGUGGGGACCAUGAAGACGCUCUACUUGCAGCAUAACUACCUGACGGGAUUCCCGUUGGAGGUGGGGUCCGCGCUGCCGGAUGCGGCAGCGGUGUGCGUGUCGUAUAAUUGCAUGGCAGCGCCGCCAUUGGGGCUGGCGGCGUGCCCCGUCAGCGCCGGAGACCAGCUAUCGAGGCCGGCCUAUCAGUGCGCCGGAUUUCAUAAUUCUUUGGAUUGAUAUUUUUGAUAUAGCUCUUUUUUUUUUUUUUAAUUAUAUCGGUUGAUAUUAUUAACCGGCUAUUCUAUGCAACACAAGAUGUAAUAAUUAUAGAUUUGAUGAAAUUAGAGAGAUUGCAAAAGGAUGGUAUACAGAAAAAAAAAAAAAAAAAAGGUAUUAAAUCAUGUGUUGCAUAGAAUUUCCAUAAUUCGCAAUAUUAUAGUAUAUGAAGGAGUGGCAAUAUAGGUUAGUGUCUCUCUCUUUUUAAUUUUAUAUUUUGUUGGUGUUGUUGGUAAUUGUCUGUUAUUACUUUCAAAUAUAUUUUGUCUUUCAUAUCCUUA